Messenger RNA from Lottia gigantea (owl limpet), 636 nucleotides. RefSeq lists its product as hypothetical. NCBI's taxonomy places the organism in Eukaryota, Metazoa, Mollusca, Gastropoda, Lottiidae. The transcript has 2 exons. The record is from RefSeq and is a predicted model, not a curated record. The coding region runs from base 1 to 636 and encodes 211 amino acids.
AUGCAAAAGUGUAAAUAUCAUGUAAGUUUACAACCUGUAAGCAACUGGGGAUUUCCUGCCAAUACCCAUCCAAUUCUUCUAGAACUUGGUAAAGAAUUAAAUUGUGGGCCAACUAUGUUCAAGUUUCUACAAACCAACUUUAUGGAAGGAAAAUUUGAUAUACCAUUUGUCAAAAUAGCUGGUAAAGAAGGGACAUACAAUAUGAAAGAAAUAGUUUAUGUGGACAGCAGAAUUCAAAGUAUGGGAGCAGAAUUGACCUAUAAACUAAACAGUCGUAAAGCUGACAUGAAGAUGACAGAUGAGCAAUACACCAUCCUUCAUUCUGAUUCUAAACUUGAUGCCAACAUAACAACUGAUGGUUUUUGGGGAAGUAUUCGAGACUAUCCACAGUUUGAUAUUUAUCAGGAAAUACUAAAGCAACGAUGGUUUGGCAAAGACAUCAAUACAUGUGGUGUACAUACUUAUGACUUUGAUAAUACCCUCUUGAGACCAGUUCAAGUUCAAUUCCAGGCUACAGAAUCUAUCUUCAAUAAAUAUUUUCCAACUGAAUUUUUUUAUGUAGAAAGUUUACAGAAUCCAUUAGGAGCUGUGGAAGCCUUUCUGAACUUCACUAUAGCUUCCCCUCAGAACUGUUAA